AUGGCGACCAAGUCCAGGGCCAAUGGCCUCAACUCCAUGCAUACGGCUGGCAUCUUCUCUGAUAUGACCGUUGAUGGCCCGGAAAUUGGAACUCUUGUUAUUAUUGUUGAUCGUGCCAAGAACCUGCCAAAUAGGAAGACCAUUGGGAAGCAGGAUCCGUAUUGCGCGGCAAGGCUAGGCAAGGAAGCAAAGAAGACAGAGACUGAUCGCCGAGGAGGUCAAACCCCAAGAUGGGACCAAGAGCUUCGAUUCACCGUACACGACUCAGCCGACUACUAUCAGCUGAAGGUCUCCGUGUUCAAUGACGAUAAAAAGACGGAUUUGAUUGGAGAGAGCUGGAUAAACCUGCAAGAUGUAGUAAUACCAGGUGGAGGGCAGAAUGAUCUGUGGCACAACUUGAAUUGCAGGGGGAAAUACGCGGGGGAGAUCAGAAUCGAAAUCACUUAUUACGACACCAGGCCAAAGCAGGACAAGCCAGAGAAGACCAAGCAAGCCGCCACGAAUGGAGUUGAGGAAGGGGCAAGAGAUUCUCUCAGGGGCCCGAGACAGCCAAAGUCUACUCCUGUUAAGAGACGACCAUUACCAUCUGAUCCAGUCACUGGAGCCCCAGCACCUGCGCCAAUUCCUGAUCACGUCCAAACACCACCCCGAGGAUAUCAACCUCAAGCUGGGACACCAGACUAUGCUCAGCGUGGACACCAGUCGGCAGGGACUCCAGAAUAUGCCCCAACGACACCUCGGGGGCAACCACCAAGCGCUAUUCCAGAUCACGUUCAAACCCCGCCUCGAGGACAUCAAAGCCCCGGUUACAUCCCAAACCAGUCGCCUCUUCAAAAUGUCGAAUAUGGCACUCCUCCGAGCCACUUCCCAAGCUAUAACAAUAGCCCAAGCAUGAACGGAUACGUUGCUGCUCCUAUACCAAUUGCACAGCCAGUUGCACACGAGAGAUAUGAGAUAUACGAUCCUGCAGCAGCUACGAAUAAUCACACAGCAAAUGGCAAUGGCAGAGGACAUUAUGAGGCAGACGAAGAGGUUGAUCCGCGAGACGCGUAUAAUUCUCAACACAGCCCCUACGAGCUUCCUCAACCGGAAGAUUUCGGCCCAACACCAAGCCCUGGAGGCCCUCCACCCCCUCCGCCUGCUCAUCGAAGUAGGCAUGGGAGUAAUCAGGUCAGCCCAGCACCUGCUAUGAUAUCCCAAGGAAGUUAUGGAUACCCAUCAGAUCGAAGACCCUUGAACCCAUACGACAUGCCACCAGAUGAUUUUCAUGGGCACUCUAUGCCUGCAUACUCGCAAGGCAAUUCUUAUCAACAUUAUGGUUCUCCUGGACACGAUGACCAGUUUCGAAAAUCUGACAAUAGCAGCUUUCAGCAAACAACACCACAACAUGACUCAUAUGAUUCAAGAUUUAAUGAUUACGGCUCUAUGCAACCAACCGUCGAAGAUGCUCCGCCGUCUCCAUCGCCAUAUUCAAGACAUCAAGGAAGCACAUCACAUUCAUCACAAUACGAUGAGCGAAAAUAUGAUCAGGUCCCAUCGCCUGCACCAUUAAAUCUAAAUGGCCGGGGAAGUGACAUUUCGAGUCGAGGUGCCGCGAACAGUGCUCCAAGUCACCAGUACUCGAAUAGUUCCGGAUAUCCUGCUUCCAACUCGGAGGUCUCAUAUAGAGAACCGUCGUAUACAGCAAGCUCUGUCUCUCCACGGCCAGCAUAUAGUCAAAUGCCGCAGCAAAGUCAGCAAUCAAGGAAGCAGUCGUAUGAUCCAUCGGUUGGCCCUGCUGAGGAUUAUGGGAUACCAGUUCCAGCAACACUAGUUCCCGGUAUGGACCCUAUGAUUGCGCAAGAGAUAUCUGAGAGGAUAUACGACGAAAAAAGAGCAAGCUACAAUCAACAAGGUGGAAAUUCUCGGGGCAGACCAGACUCGGUUCCAUAUCAGCAAAGCCGGCCCCAUCCGCUCUCAUAUCAGGAGGCACCACCUCCAUUCGUACCUGCUGCAGCUUCGUACGAUGAUAGACAGAGUCAGUUUUCGAAUACUACCGUCGCUCUUGUGAAGCCAAGGGCAAUCUCACCCGAUCCACGAGUGCCAGCGAGAAAGUCCGUCAGUCCUUACGCUGCACCAGUCGAUGACGGAAGACGACUAUCCGGGGUGCCAUUUGGUCCUGAUUCAUACAAUGCAUUGAAUCCCAAGAUCUCUGGCUCAAUAUCUACUCUUUCUUUGAGUUCGAAGUACGACACGAAGGAGCCAGAUGCAGAUGCGAAGAUCAUUACGCAUGAUGGUCGGGAGAUUGAUCCAAGUGACCACAUCCCCGAAUCCAACUAUGCACCACUACUAGAAUGCAAAGGUCCAAAAUACGCGUCCCAGCUUCCAGACCGGAAUCACCGACCAGCCCCCAACGGCCCGCAACCCCUUUCUGCUUCAGGCCGACGGCAACUGAAAGUGGCUCCACGUCCUCAUUCCAUGUCAACACCUCCUGCCCCGACGUACACGAGCGGCCCGUCCGACCCUAUGACACCCACAGGUCGUAACCGUCUGCAGAAAAAAUCAAACAGAAUGUCGGCUCAACCCGCUCCACACUCGAGUCCUCUCGCUCCUAUAACGCCAUACCAGAACAAUAGUUAUACACCAAGGAGUCAAGCGAGACCUAAUACCGGUGAUUAUAAUGCCAAUGAGAACUAUUCACCACUUGGAAAUAGCGGCUAUAGAGGCUCAGGGGGAGCACCACCUAUACCCGCAAAAGUGCCCAUGGGAAUGGGCUCGGCACCACCGCCGCAAUCUGGUGGAGGAGACGCGUGGGCUUUAUUAGAGGAGAUGAAGAAUAUUGAUUUAGGUGGCGGGCGCUCGAGAAGAAGGGGAUAUUAA
Molecule: messenger RNA, 2859 nt
Organism: Lachnellula hyalina
Lineage: Eukaryota; Fungi; Ascomycota; Leotiomycetes; Helotiales; Lachnaceae
Gene: fic1
Product: Ingression protein
Exons: 2
Coding region: 1-2859 (952 amino acids)
Source: RefSeq, a predicted model, not a curated record